AUGAGGUAUGAAGUUUUCUUGUUUUGGUAAAGUCAUGGCUUUCUUUUCCUCCUCUAUUCUCUCCUUUUCUACUUUAUUCUUGUUUAUGUUGGGAAUAGCUUCUGCUCAGCUAUCAUCCAACUUCUAUUCAAAUUCUUGCCCUACGGCUCUCUCUAUAAUUCGAGGCGCAGUAAACACUGCAGUGUCCAAAGAGAAUCGUAUGGGGGCCUCGUUACUCCGCCUCCAUUUCCAUGAUUGCUUUGUCAAUGGUUGUGAUGCAUCUGUGUUGUUGGAUGACACCACCAGUUUCAAAGGAGAGAAGACGGCGAGGCCCAAUGCCAACUCAUUGAGAGGAUAUGAUGUGAUUGACACCAUUAAAUCUCAACUUGAAAGGGAAUGCCCUGGAGUUGUGUCUUGUGCUGAUAUUUUAGCUGUUGCAGCUCGUGAUUCUGUUGUUAAGUUGCAUGGCACUACAUGGACCGUUCCAUUAGGCAGAAGAGAUGCAACCACAGCUAGUUUUGAUGAUGCCACAAAAAACCUCCCUUCCCCCACUUUAAAUCUUACUGCUCUUAAAUCUGCAUUCAGCAACAAGGGUUUUACUGCUUCAGAAAUGGUGACUCUCUCAGGAGGGCACACCAUAGGUCAAGUACAAUGCAGUGUAAUUCGGGAUCGUAUCUAUAAAGAGAAUAAUAUAGAUUCAAACUUUGCGGCAUCAAUAAAGAAAAACUGCCCGAGUACAGGCGGAGAUACUAAUUUAUCUCCUCUUGACCAAACAACUGGAGUUUUUGAUAACACUUAUUUCAAGGAUUUAGUGAACAAAAAGGGCCUUAUGCACUCAGAUCAACAGCUCUUCAAUGGUGUCUCCACAUAUUCCCAAGUGAACACCUAUAGCCAGAACUCAGCAAAGUUCUUCUCUGAUUUUGGGUGUGCCAUGAUAAAAAUGGGAAACCUCAGCCCACUUACUGGCUCAAAAGGAGAGAUCAGAACCAAUUGCAGGAAGACUAAUUGAUAUUAAGAAACUUUUUUAUUUAUAUAAUUACUUUUAGUUAUUACACAUGGUUAAAAAAAUAUAUAUGACCGAUCAUGAUUAGUUUCCAUACCCGACCUCACAAUAGUCUCCAUAAGGAUUGAUUGUUAUAGGUAACUAUACAUAUGCCUAAAACUAGGUCCACUUGUAGCUUUAUAAAAGUAUAAAGUUACUCAAAAGAGAAUUAAUAAAGUGGAUUGUUCCAUAUUUGUCUUCUAUA
Messenger RNA from Quercus lobata, 1226 nucleotides. Its product is annotated as cationic peroxidase 1-like. The transcript has 4 exons. Lineage: Eukaryota; Viridiplantae; Streptophyta; Magnoliopsida; Fagales; Fagaceae. Gene Ontology annotation, molecular function: peroxidase activity; heme binding. Gene Ontology annotation, biological process: response to oxidative stress; hydrogen peroxide catabolic process. The record is from RefSeq and is a predicted model, not a curated record. The coding region runs from base 8 to 988 and encodes 326 amino acids.